GAACAGAUAUGGGUACGAAACAUAACACUCUAUUCAAAAGUUGUUUCCCUUCAUAAAGCUUCGGCAUUUGUAAGAAGAAAGACAGAAGCAAGGGAUAGAUAAAAUGUCAACUGGGCGGACUAUUAGUCAGGGAAGCUCUUAUCCAAGUGUGUCCUGGGCAGAUACAUUGGAUAUACAAAGAUCUGCAUUAAGAUGGGAUGUCAAAAGAGCAAUGAAAAGUCUGUGUAGUAAGCUUGCAGAGAUUGGUGAGGAAUGUUUUGUUGUGACAGUUAACAUUUCAAAUGGAUGGGUUGGUCACCUGGGAACUCCACGUGGUGAUGAAUAUAUUGAUGAGAAAGCACAUAUCUUGUAUGAUUUUCUCAAUUAUUGUGCAGAAUCUUUCCAUGCCGAGGAGAAUGAGGAAGAGAUUGAAGACAAUAGUUCUGAUACGGAAUCUUGUAAAAGUGAUACUAAUAAUGCAGAAAAAGAUGAAACACCAAUCAGAAUAAGUAGACCAAUAGAGGAGAUUGAUGGUAAUGUCAUGACAACUGGUGAAGAGAGGGAGGAAGAAAAUAUAAAUAUUGAUACCUGUACAACAUUACAACUUAAUCAGCCAGCUAUGAAAAUGAUUCCAUUAGAAAGUGGUGCAGAGAAAUUUAUUCUAAUGAGCCCAGCUGACUUCAAGAAUGUUACACAGAGAGUGCUGGAAACAGAAUAUCAGCCUGUUGUCAAAUUAAAACCUCCUCAAGAAAUUCAAACUGGAGGAAUUGUGUCAUUUAAGAAAGAUGAAAUGACUGGAAGUAAACAGAAGAGGGAACAGUCAUUUGAAGGAAAAACAAAUCGAGGGAAUAUGUCAAAUGUAUCCAAACAAUAUAAAGAAUAUUUAACAAACACUAGCAAAUCCCUACAAAGCAAGGAAGUCACUGAAACAGAGGGUGUUGCUGAGAGCACAAGGGUAUUAAGGAGCCGUAAUUCACGAAAACAGAAGACUGAAUCUAGUGAUGAUGAAAAUGAAGAGGAUGAAGAUGAUGAUGAUACUGUGGACAAUGAGGAUAGUGAUUUUGAUAUUGAUGAUGCUAAAGAUGAAGAUUGGGAUGUAGAAUUGGAGGAAAAGGGAUUGUAUUUGACACCAGGUAGAGACAGUAAGGGAAGAUUCAAAGGUCGACUCAGGUCAGAGAGGAAACAAAUGAAGGUCAAGGACAGUUUUGAUAGUGUUGAAAAAGAUAUUGAUGAAGAAAAAGCAGAAGAUGGUACAAGCACUGAAGAAAGUGAUAAGUUUGUAAGAGUGAAUUUCAUCCAUAGUAUUAGAGCAGGUGAAAAAGGAAUUCAAGUAAUGGAAGGCAGAUUAGAAUCUGUUGAAGACACUAAAGAUAUUAAAUAUAUUGGGACAAAGAAAAUUGAAGAAAAUAAGCAGAAACUUGAGAAAAGUGUAAACAAAGGUACAACUUUAUCUAAAAGAAAGAAAAGAAAAAUUAUGACUGUUGUUGAAGAAGAUGCAAUUCCAUUUGUAGAUAUUAAAUUAGAAAAUGUAUGUAAGGUAGAGAUUGGUGAAGAACCAAGUGAAGGUUGACUGAUGGAGGCAGAAGUAAAAAAGAAAACAAUUUGAGACAUGUCAUCGCAAAGAAAAUUGAGAAGUAUAGCCUAUGAUAAAUGGGCAGUUAUAGUUGAAGUUAAAGAAAAUGAAAUUAUAAAUUCUGAAAUUGAUGAUCAAAUUGAGUAUAAAGACAAGAGAAACAAGUAAAAGUAAAAUAACUGUUUACUCGCCAGUGAUCUAAGUGACUACCGGUACUUUAUGUAAUAAUGUUAAAGUCAAUCAAGCUGAUUACAUAUCUUCAUGAAAGAUCCAUGUAGAGGUGCCUGUGGUCGAGUGAUUAAGUUCGUUCACUUAAAACCAUUUGCCCCUCAACUCGGGGUACAAAACCCGCCAUGACUUUGGAUUCUUUCAUGUGACAAAGCUAUCCAGCUUGCUUGUGGAACAUCAGUGGUUUUACUUAAGUGUCUGUUUGUGCCUAAUACAAGAAGGGGAACUUGAGGUCUACCUUCACCAUUAAAGCUGGAAAGUCACUACAAGGCAUUUACAAAGGAAAGUGUGUAGAUGUAUGUGUUACAGAUUGACGUAACUUUAAAUUAUGUAUAUUAUCACUGUGAAAGACAUGUGUCCAAAUUUCAGUAAUGAGUGUUUGUGUAGCUUAUAUGACUUGAUACAAUCAUUGUUUGUAAAACAUACUUGAAAGUGUAUGAAGUGUUGCAGAAUAAUUAUGAAACACUUCAAAUAUAGCCCAGUUCUCCACGAUACUGGUGUACAUAUUUUAUACAAGGUGUUUUGCUGACAGAAUACUCCUCACCUGAAUAAAAGAAGGAAUUUAUAACUUCUUAAACUAGAAAACAUUACAAAGUUAUGUUGCUUGAAAAUUCUCGCCCACGAGGAAUGUUAACAAUGGUCGACCAUUUUGUAUAACAUAGCUUAGCAGACUUCAUGUGAACAGUGUAAAAAAUGUGAUUCAUAAAUGUUAUAAGGAAAGCCAUUGUUGUUUUAACAGUAACAACAUCAUUUCUUGUAUUCAUAUCUGAGAUAUUUUCACUUCAAGACAAAAUAAAAACUUGUGUUUCAAAAAUUUACUGUCCAUCUUCCAUUAAUCUUCCCAACUAGAGGUGUAUAGUAUGCCAUGUGGCUGACUCAAAAUUCCCUUGAACUUAAUUUUGUGGUCCUUUUGUAUAAUUGAAUCUUUUCUUCUUUUUUUUUGCAAUAUGGUUUUCCCCUUUACUGCUGUGCAUUCAAACAGGAACUUUGGAUUUUCCAUGUGAGGUAGCUACAGGCCCCGUGUUCACAAAAAAAGAUCAGGAUCAGGAUCAACUGAUCCUGAUUUUAUUUUCAUUGUUUUAUAAAACUAAAACUGAUCGUAUUAUGCUAUAAUUAAUGGUAUUUAUUCGAAAUGAAAAUAUAUGCUUAUUUGCAAAGAAACCAACCCAUUUUGGGAUAAAAUCAACAAAUAACAAAACAAAUACAAAAAUAAUCGGAUCAAAAUGAGGAUCAAUUUUAGGAUCAAGAUCAAAAUUUGGAUCAACUGUAAAAUGCCAGUAUCUUGUAAAAAUAACAAUAAAUUUAUUCUAAAAUUUCAUAAACAUGCUAUUUCAGGUCCAGUUUUAUCAAGUUAAUAUGGAAUAUUUAAUCUAUGAUGAUAAAGUAUGGAGAAUGUUUGAGUUUUUGUAUUUGAUCCUGAUCUUGAUCCUUAAAUCUUUGUGAACAGGGGCCAGAAUGCCAGUGGUUCUACUUGUGUCUUUCUGGGGUCAAUAUUGUAUUUAAUAUAAUUGACAAAAUAUUUCAACAUAAAUAUAUUAAGAUGAUUUUGGCUAAUUUUUUGUUUAGUGUUUUAUUAAUGUUUUAUUAGUACAUGUAUCUUAAUAAAGAAAGUUAACUUGUA
Messenger RNA from Ruditapes philippinarum (Manila clam), 3401 nucleotides. Its product is annotated as glutamic acid-rich protein-like. Lineage: Eukaryota; Metazoa; Mollusca; Bivalvia; Venerida; Veneridae. Bases 104 to 1549 code for a protein of 481 amino acids. The record is from RefSeq and is a predicted model, not a curated record. The transcript has 7 exons.